Porites lobata is the source of this 1728-nucleotide messenger RNA. Lineage: Eukaryota; Metazoa; Cnidaria; Anthozoa; Scleractinia; Poritidae. The record is from the annotation of a GenBank genome assembly.
AUGGAUCAGACUAACUUUAGUGAGUCCGCGAGCAACAAUUCACAAUCUGUAAAAAUGGAUCCAAAAUGGAUAGGAAUCCUCGAAGCAGUGAUUUUAUUUUGCAUCAUGAUUCUUGCAGUUGUUGGAAAUUUCCUUGUUGUUGCCGUCGUUUACCGCCGACGGGAGCUGCGUCGAACGGAAACACACAUUUUUAUCGUCAAUUUAAGCCUCACGGAUAUUUUUGUCGCGCUUUUGUGCACGCCUUUUUCCAUUAUAACAGCCGUGACGCAGAAAUGGAUUUUCAGCAACUCGCUGUGCCAACUAAACGGCUUCUUAAACGUGUUCUUCCUCCUGACCUCUAUACUAACGCUGACGGCAAUAAGUAUACACAAGUAUAUAGGGGUAGUACAACCAACGAAGAAAAAGAUCUUCACAAGAAAGAGGACUAUUUGUGUGGUGGUCUGGGUUUGGCUUCAAGCCUUUGUUACAGCUCUUACGCCCAUUCUGGGAUGGAACAGUUACGAAUAUAUCCCAGGGAGAACGCAAUGUUCUGUCAAAGUGCCUCGUAAUAAUAAACUAAGCGAGUUAACAAACUGUCUAUUUAUCAUCGUUUGUGGCUUUGUGAUCCCGCUAGGAAUAAUGAGCUUCUCUUAUUUAAAGAUUUUUCAGACUGUUAAGAUUCACACCAAACGUGUCCGCAGUCAUUCAUUUGGCAGCGAGGAACAAUCGGCUUUCCUAAACGAAAGGCGUAUUACCAUCACGCUUUUCAUAAUUCUAGCAGUUUUCCUAGCUUGUUGGACUCCAUUUUCUGUCCUUACUUUGUACGCAACACUUGCAGGUAAUGAGCUGCCUAAAUACUUCUCUGUUGCAGCUUACUGGCUUGGUUUUUUGAAUUCCGCAAUGAACCCGGUCAUCUAUGCCCUAAGAACAAAAGAAUUUCGCCAAGGGUAUCGGCAGAUUUUUGGAAUAAUAUUGCCGUGUUGUUUCCAGAGAAUCGAGUCACGGGAUAGUGACUCUUUCGCAGUGCUUCGUGGACGCAAGAGCUUAAAAAGUGAAGUGAGAUCUACUUUAAAGCGCCGCGGCCAAACGGAAAGAGAAAGUCAUAUACAGGGAAGUGAAAAUGGGACUUUUGUAAAUAAUUGCACCGGAAAAAGAACACAACGAAAAGGUGCAUUGUCAGAAGACUGGGAAGACAGUAAUAACAGACUUCAAGAUAGUUUGUACACUGAAGGCGAGGAAAGUUGUGGCCCUGUGAAGGUAGUGCCCGUGGAUGCCGUGAAAAUCGACGGCAUUGAAGUUCAUCAAAAUGGCGGAUUUGUUCAUACAGAAGAAAAAAGCGAGAACAGUAAGGAAUUCGGAGAAAGUGAAGAAAGAACGUUCCUAAACAGUAAUGAUGACAUCGUAUCCGAAUAUUUGUCUCCCGUCAGGGAAAAUAUGCGGUGGGAUUCAAAGAAUUUUUCGAAUAGCGAAACUGUUUCGAGGAAUCUACAAGACAGCGGGAAAAAAAGACGAAAAAGUACAUCGGUUAUGACUGCGGUUCAAGAACACGAAGAGCGCAAAAGAAGACUUUGUCGCUCUAAAAGUGAUUGCAGCAAGAUAAGCAAUGGUUCUGAAAGGGAUAGAAGUUUCUCGUGUCCGCUUGUUGACAUACUAAAACAAACUUCUGAUCCUUGGCUACGGGAAAAUUUCUCGUAUUUGAACAAAAUAGCUUCAUCAGAACUUGAAGAGAAAAGUGAUGGCUUUGACUAA